CCCUCUAGGAUGGCCAACAACGUUCAUAUGAGUGGGCUGCUCAGCCGCCACGACGAUGAAGCCACCAGGACCUCUGAGGGCCUGGAGGAGGGCGAGGUGGAAGGGGAGACUCUCCUGAUCGUGGAGUCUGAGGACCAGGCUUCUGUGGAUUUAUCGCACGACCAGAGCGGGGACUCCCUGAACAGUGACGAGGGUGAAGCAUCCUGGAUGGAGGAGAUGUCCUAUUACUGUGAGAAGUGCCAGAAGUGGAUCCCAGCAAGUCAACUGAGAGAACAGCUCAGCUACCUCAAAGGAGAUAACUUUUUCAGAUUUACUUGCUCUGAUUGCUCAGAAGAUGGGAAGGAGCAAUAUGAACGUCUGAGAUUAACAUGGCAACAAGUUGUCAUGUUAGCAAUGUACAACUUGUCUCUGGAAGGAACAGGCCGUCAGGGGUACUUCAGAUGGAAAGAAGACAUUUGUGCUUUUAUUGAGAAACACUGGACUUUCUUAUUAGGGAACAGGAAAAAGACCUCAACAUGGUGGAGCACAGUUGCUGGCUGUCUCUCUGUGGGGAGCCCCUUGUUUUUCCGCUCAGGGGCACAGGAAUUUGGAGAACCAGGAUGGUGGAAGCUGGUUCAUAACAAACCCCCAACACUGAAACCUGAAGGAGAGAAGCUGUCAGCAUCUGCUCUGAAGGCAAAAGCAGCUUCCAAGCCCCCGCUGGAUCCCAUCAUUACUGUGGAAGGCCUUCGAAAGCGGGUGAGCCGCAAUCCAGUCGAGUCAGCCAUGGAGCUGAAGGAGAAGAGGUCCCGCACUCAGGAAGCCAAGGACAUUCGGAGAGCCCAGAAGGAGGCAGCCGGGUUCCUGGACCGCAGCACUUCCUCCACUCCUGUGAAGUUCAGCAGCCGCUGCCGCCGGCCCGACAUCGUCCUGGAGAAAGGAGAGGUCAUUGACUUCUCCUCCCUGAGCUCAUCUGACCGCACGCCUCUGACCAGCCCUUCUCCAUCCCCAUCCCUGGACUUCUCUGCUCCUGGCACUCCCGCCUCACACUCGGCCACUCCCAGCCUGCUCUCGGAAGCAGAUCUCAUCCCGGAUGUCAUGCCACCACAGGCGCUAUUCCAUGAUGAUGAGGAGAUGGAAGGAGAUGGAGUCAUAGACCCAGGAAUAGAGUACGUGCCCCCUCCCAGUGGGACAGCUGGUGCUGGUACCAUGACAGCAAGCAGAAAAAAAGUGAAGACAGCUGAACAGAUCAAACAAGAAGUGGAGAGUGAAGAAGAAAAAACAGAACGGAUGGAAGGUGACAGUGAAGAUCCUGAAGAGUCAAACAUACCCUUGCAGGUGAGAGGACGAGACAAGGGGAAGUCACAGCUGGAGAAGGAUGAUAAACCCAGAGUUCCCAAGCACACCUCAGUUAGCAUCUAUGAGGAAAAGCUGCUGCUGAAGAGACUGGAAGCCUGUCCCAAUGCCUUGAGCAUGACCCCAGAGGCCCGGAGGCUGAGGCGCAAGCUGCUGAUCAGGCAGGCCAAGAGGGAAAGAGGGCUCCCACUCUUUGACUUGGACCAGGUUGUGAAUGCUGCACUGCUCCUGGUUGAUGGGAUUUAUGGAGCCAAAGAAGGCGGUGUCUCCAGGUCCCCAGUAGGGCAAGCAACAUACAGAACUACUAGCCAGGACUUCAGGAUCUUGGACAGAUACCAGACAAUGCUGCCUGCCAUGAAAGGAUAUCGCCAGCAGACAACCAAGUUUCUGUACCGCCUGGUAGGCUCAGAAGACCUGCUGACAGACCACAGUAUUGUCAGCCCUUACACCUCCCGUGUACUUAAACCUUACAUCAGACGUGAUUAUGAGACAAAGCCCCCAAAACUCAGGCUGCUGGCAGAAAUCCGGGCGAAUCCACACAGGAAUGAUCUCAAUUGGAAGGCUGAGCCAGAAGCACCCAUUGAUUACUGCUACGUUCGUCCAAAUCACAUCCCCACUAUAAACUCCAUGUGCCACGAAUUCUUCUGGCCUGGAAUUGAUUUGUCAGAGUGCCUGCAGUAUCCAGACUUCAGUGUUGUUGUCCUUUAUAAGAAAGUUAUCAUUGCCUUUGGCUUUAUGGUGCCAGAUGUGAAGUACAACGAAGCCUACAUCUCUUUUCUACUGGUGCACCCUGAGUGGAGAAGAGCUGGGAUUGCAACCUUCAUGAUUUACCAUCUUAUCCAGACCUGCAUGGGCAAGGACGUCACCCUUCACGUCUCUGCAAGCAACCCUGCUAUGCUGCUCUACCAGAAGUUUGGAUUUAAGACUGAGGAGUACAUUUUGGAUUUUUAUGACAAGUAUUACCCCUUGGACAGCAAGGAGUGCAAGCAUGCCUUCUUCCUCAGGCUGCGGCGCUGAGCUGCUGUAGGGGUCUGGGGAGCUGGGAAAGCCCAAAAAACUCCCCCAGCUUUCAGUGGAGGAUGUUGGCUGCCACAGGAGAGCUGUAAUAUGCUGGUAAGUUUAUCCCUAGGACUUUGGAUGUCAACAGUGAGAUGCUGUAUGUGGAAAAUGGAGUCCAAGAGGAUUGAUUCCUGUGCUCCAAGGGGGGAGGCCUGGAAAUGCCAACUAGGAUACACUGAAACCACUGGAAAAUUGAAAUUCCUUAUGGGAAUUUCAUAAUUACUGUUACUUCGGAGAGCAUCAUUAGCAAACAAACAAAAAUAUCUAACAAAAAACUGUUUCUCACUUCUGAAGGGCCUCAUGGAUUUCAAGUUUUGAAACCUGUCCAAAAAAUGUUGCAGGUUUUUUGUCUUUGUUUUUGUUUAUGAGAAAAAAUGAACACCUAAACUUAAA
Messenger RNA from Prinia subflava (tawny-flanked prinia), 2787 nucleotides. RefSeq names its product lysine acetyltransferase 14 (gene KAT14). The transcript is spliced from 10 exons. Bases 10 to 2352 code for a protein of 780 amino acids. Gene Ontology annotation, molecular function: histone acetyltransferase activity. The record is from RefSeq and is a predicted model, not a curated record. NCBI's taxonomy places the organism in Eukaryota, Metazoa, Chordata, Aves, Passeriformes, Cisticolidae.